Echinococcus granulosus is the source of this 1044-nucleotide messenger RNA. Its product is annotated as putative palmitoyltransferase ZDHHC24. The transcript has 3 exons. The record is from RefSeq and is a predicted model, not a curated record. Bases 1 to 1044 code for a protein of 347 amino acids. NCBI's taxonomy places the organism in Eukaryota, Metazoa, Platyhelminthes, Cestoda, Cyclophyllidea, Taeniidae. Gene Ontology annotation, molecular function: palmitoyltransferase activity.
AUGGAACAAGCCCGAAACGUUAUAGCUACCGCUUUCUUCUGCCUUCUCUCGACAAUCUUCUACGUCGAAUGCUUUGUGGUUGCACCCAACUUCUUGGAGUAUCGUAGCUCUUCAUAUUACUGUGCCCUUUGUCUUGGUUUUUUUGCUUCAACUAACGUCCUAUACAACCUAAUUUGUAUGGUCUACACUGAUCCAUCUCUGGAUAAACUGAUGCUCAUCCAACGAUCUGGCCGAGACUGGUCGUAUUGUCUCAGAUGUGAAACAGUUAGACCACCUAGGGCCCACCACUGCAGUCAAUGUGACGUCUGUGUCCUGCGCUUCGAUCAUCACUGUACUUACUUGGCCCAGUGUGUUGGGCAUGCCAAUAUGGUAUACUUCAUUCGCCUCCUCUUCUACCUCGCCUUCUCCUGCUGCCUAGCCAGCAUUUUCAACGUGCCUUACGCACUCCACUUAAUCUACGACGGGUGGUCCCCAUGGCAGUGGUUACUCUGCAUGCUCAACCCCGUGCCCUUCAUCUUAAUGGGUUGGAUCUCCGCCAGUCAAUUUCUCUUCUGCCUUCUAACCUCCUUCUGUGUCAUCCUCGGACCCACAAUGUUCAUCCUCUUCCUCCAUCAUCUGCGUCAGAUUUUGCGGAAUCAGACAAGCGUAGAGGUACUCAUCUCGAAAGUGCAGAUUCCCACGCAGAUUAGGUAUGAGGAGCAUGACCUGAGGCCCCUGAGCUAUGACCGUGGAUGGAGGGCAAACUUAGAACAGGUGAUGGGUAAGCGGUGGCUCCUGGGAUUCCUGCUCCCCUGUCUUCCUGUUGUACGAUCUACGGAUGAACCUUUUCUCGGUCGCUGUGGACAUCAGCAUAGCCUCAGAUACAGACUUGGAGAAUUUCUGCAACGCAUUGACCCAAAUCACCAUCUAUUCUCGCAGCAGGAACAGGCUUUACUAGGAGAGAUCUACCGCAGUGAUCAAACGAUAGAGGAGGACGACAAUUACGUCUUCUGCGACUUACCACCAGCAAGAGUCGGAUGUAUAGUCGUCCACUUUAGACACUGA